AUGAACUACACCUUUUCUAUUUUAAGGAUGCCAAUCAGGCCUUCAGUGAGAUCUACUCUGUCCUCCAUGCAUUUUUCAAGGGUGAGAACUCCUAUCGCGUUUCCUUCGAAGCAAAUUCCUAGUUUGUAUACCCUUAAGUCAAAUUCGGUCUCCUAUUACUCGACUUUUAAUGCUAAAUCUAACAGUGGCGAUUUCUCUGAUCAGCGUAAAAAGAAACUGGGCCUGUGGCCAAGAAUAAAGGCUUUUGCUUCCUUCACGGUAUCGGGUGCACUAGUCAUCGGAGCUUCAGGUCUGGCAGGGCUGGUCAUCUACUUAAUCGUCUCUGAGCUCUUUUCUCCCUCUGGUGACACAGUGAUGUUUAACCGUGCGGUGUCCACCGUGGAAGCCGACCCUAAUGCACGCAAGCUACUAAAAUGCGAGGAUACCGAAAAUUCAAAGGAAAGGCUGAAAGCUUAUGGUGAAUUGCUCACAGACGACAAAUGGACUAGAAAUAGACCGAUUUCGUCUACGAGAAGAAGGGGUAAGGAUGGUAAAGAACAUCAUUAUAUGAGAUUCCAUGUCGAGUCCAAACAAAAAUUGGGCCUCAUCCACAUCGAAGCUCGAGAGUCGGACAAAAACUAUACUCCUGACAUAAUUUCUAUGUAUAUGGAUGUCCCAGGUGAAAAAAGAUACUAUUUCGUCAAGCCACAGUUGUCCUUGAAACAACCUCAAAAGGGCUUUUUGGGCGUGAAAUGGGGCCCCAAAAAGGAGUGA
Messenger RNA from Lachancea fermentati, 753 nucleotides. The record is from the annotation of a GenBank genome assembly. NCBI's taxonomy places the organism in Eukaryota, Fungi, Ascomycota, Saccharomycetes, Saccharomycetales, Saccharomycetaceae.